This is a messenger RNA of Micromonas commoda, 1001 nucleotides long. RefSeq lists its product with no specific name. The transcript has a single exon. Lineage: Eukaryota; Viridiplantae; Chlorophyta; Mamiellophyceae; Mamiellales; Mamiellaceae. The record is from RefSeq and is a predicted model, not a curated record. Bases 1 to 921 code for a protein of 306 amino acids. Gene Ontology annotation, molecular function: nickel cation binding; GTPase activity.
AUGGGUUGCGGCGAGAAGGACUGCGACGGCACCGACGGCCACGGCCACGGCCACUCCCACGGUGGCGACGCGCAAGCGCACGGCCACUCCCACGGCGACGCGGGCGGCGACGCCACGCCGCUCAUCCAGGACGGCGAGGGCAAAGACGGGAUCGUCUACUAUCGCGCUCCCGAUGGGCGCGUGCUCCACUCCCAUGAUGGGCUCAAGCCACACUCGCACGAUCCCAUCCCGUCGCCCGGGCACUUCGAACGAAGGCGCCCGCGGAAGGAACGCGGCGACUACGACGAGCGCGCCUUCACCGUCGGCAUCGGCGGACCAGUGGGGACCGGCAAGACGGCGUUGAUGCUGCAGCUCUGCAGGCACUUCACCAAGGAGAGUCGAGACAUCUGCGCCGUGACCAACGACAUCUUCACGCGCGAGGACGGCGAGUUCCUCACGCGGCACGAGGCUUUGGAGGCUGGGAGGAUCAGGGCGGUGGAGACCGGCGGGUGCCCGCACGCGGCGAUCCGCGAGGACAUCUCCUGCAACCUCACCGAGGUUGAGAAUCUGACCAGGGAGUACUCCCCCGAGUUUGUGCUCCUCGAGAGCGGCGGCGAUAACCUGGCCGCCAACUUCUCCCGCGAGCUCGCCGAUUACAUAAUCUACGUCAUCGACGUCUGCGGCGGCGAUAAGAUCCCGCGCAAGGGCGGCCCAGGCGUCACCCAAGCCGACCUGCUGGUCAUCAACAAGACGGAGCUCGCCGACGCGGUGGGCGCGUCGCUGGAAGUGAUGGCUCGCGAUAGCAAGAAGCAGCGAGACACCGGACCGUUCGUGAUGGCGCAGGUGAAGCGGGGCGUGGGAGUCGGAGAGAUCGCCGAGCACAUCCUCGCGGCGUGGACGGAGGCGACGGGAGGCGAGCGCAACAAGAGGGCCAAGACUUGACCGAAACGACGCGACGGAUGCGUAGCGUCAGUCGGCGUUCUCGCCUGUGAAUAUGUUAAAUCAAUCUAUCAACUCGAAUC